AUGUCAUAGAGAUAGCCCCUAGGGCUACUCAACACAACUAUAUAAGUAGAGGAGCAGGCAGAACCCUUUACCUGACCUCCAAGCCUUUGGAAAACAUCAUACAAGAUCCACCUGAAAGAAUGAAGGUUUCCGCUGUCAUUCUGCUGUUCUGCUUGGUGGCUACCAGCCUCGCUAGCUUCUACUACCCACCUAAGAUCGCGAAGAUCCUCGUCAUUCCUAAAUACGGCUAUGGAAGCUAUGGAGGCUAUGGAGGCUAUGGAGGCUACGGAGGCUAUGGAGGCUACGGUGGUUACGGAGGAAUCGGCGGCUUCGGCGGCGGCUUUGGCGGCGGCAUCGGCGGUAUUGGCCUCCUAGGCGGUGGUCUAGGUUUUGGCGGAGGUUUUGGCGGAGGUUUUGGAGGAUUCGGUGGUGGUCAUGGAGGCAAAUACUAUUGAUAUCACUGAUGGAUC
Pomacea canaliculata is the source of this 449-nucleotide messenger RNA. RefSeq names its product glycine-rich protein 23-like. Lineage: Eukaryota; Metazoa; Mollusca; Gastropoda; Architaenioglossa; Ampullariidae. The transcript is spliced from 2 exons. The record is from RefSeq and is a predicted model, not a curated record. The coding region runs from base 120 to 434 and encodes 104 amino acids.